Molecule: messenger RNA, 1842 nt
Organism: Colias croceus (clouded yellow)
Lineage: Eukaryota; Metazoa; Arthropoda; Insecta; Lepidoptera; Pieridae
Product: frizzled-10-like
Exons: 2
Coding region: 170-1720 (516 amino acids)
Biological process (GO): canonical Wnt signaling pathway; non-canonical Wnt signaling pathway
Cellular component (GO): plasma membrane
Molecular function (GO): Wnt receptor activity; Wnt-protein binding
Source: RefSeq, a predicted model, not a curated record
UCGAAAUUUGAAUCAGUCCGCUUUGAACAGCGUUUGAGGGACGACGUGCGUUCAUUUUAUCUAAAGCGCCGAAACUUUUUACGAUAUUGUGAUAAGUGUUUUCGUGACUGAGUUGAAUGAAUAUGACUCAAAAUAACAUUUGUAUCUAUUGUUUUUAUACUGUGGGAAUAUGAUGGCUCGGAUUUUCUGUGUUUUGCUGCUCUCCUGGUUGGUGGCUGCCGACCAGGAAGACUCUGAAGGUGGCAAGUGUGAGAGGAUCAAGUUAUCACAAUGCCAGGAUUUACGGUACAAUUGGACAGCAAUGCCCAACCUGAUGGGUCACAGGGACCAGAAGGAAGCAGAGGAAGCGAUGGCGUUAUUUGAGGGCAUCUUAUCAAGCGAAUGUUCCGUCCACGCGCGCUUCCUGCUCUGCUCUGCCUUCGCCCCGCUGUGUUCUGAAGACGUCUCUGCUUCUAUAAGCGCCUGUAGAUCCGUAUGCGAAAAAGUGGUUGAAGAUUGCAAGGACCAGAUAAAACUGCUACCGGCUAACAUCGCGUUUGACUGCACUGCGUUUCCUUUGAGGCCCGACAGAAGGCUCUGCAUGCGACCGCCAAAUGCGAGUGAGUUGGAACAAGAACCUCCGCCGCCUCCUCGCUGGCCGUUCCAUGAUCAUGAGCUCAGAGAACACGGCUGCCCACCAGCUCAUACACGAGCACCCACGGGAGAGUGUUGGCCAGCUUGUGGCCAACAUGCCAGAUACACACAAACAGACAAGCGAUCGGCAGAGAUCUCCAUGAAUAUUUUAGCAUGGUUCUCUUUGUUAUCUACAUCGUUCGCGCUGCUGACUUUCUGCGCGGAACCAUCAAGAUAUCGCUACCCAGAGCGGCCCGUAGUAUGGAUGGCGGCUUGCCACGCUCUUGUAGCUUUGGCCCACGUAACACGAGGCUGGCUAGGUGCCAAGUUAGUGUCCUGCUCCGGAUCUACCUUAGCCGUCGAUGGAUUAGCCUCUCCUACGUGUGUGGCUUUCUUCUCAUUAACAUAUUAUUUCACGUUGGCUGCUGACGCAUGGUUUGCCAACGCCUGCGUCGCGUGGUACUUGACUGCGGCCAGUGAAUGGUCUACGGAAGCAUUAGAACGUGCCGCGGCGUAUCUUCAUGCAGUAGCAUGGGGCUGGGCUGGCGCAUGGACUGCAGCAGCUCUAGCGCUGCGCAGAGUAACCGCUGAAGAAUUGACUGGAACGUGCGGCAUAUCUGAUGCAGCGGCUGCAGCGCUUAUUGGCGUGCCGCGAGGCGCAUUGCUCGUUACUUCGAUUGCGUUAGCGAUUGGUGCCUGUCCUGGUAUUAUGAGAGUGCGACGUGCGUUAGAUUCGAGAGGCGCAAAGCGCGUAGGAAGGCUAGCAAUGCGCGCAGCAGCGGGAGGACUGUUUUAUUUGCUAUUAGCCGGAUUUGCAACCGGAGUAAAAGUUAUUGAAGCUCGAAAUAGGGAGAUACAGACUAAAUUAGCUUUAUUCGCUGCUUUAGAAGCAGGAAGUGUGGAGAAUACAGCGGGGGCGAGCGGAGUUUCCGUCUGUUUGUGGUUAUCGUGCGGAAUCGCGGCGGGCGCAUGGGCGUGGUCCAGAAAAACCGCCGUGGUUUGGAAAAAGGCGUUGUGUCCACCGCGUAAGACGCCAUGUUGUGGUCCCCCCUUACUCAGAACUCAUCACCCGUAUUAUAAGCGACCCCUCCACGUGUCCAGGGUGUAAUGUCUCAUAACUGUUAGUGUAAUUAAGUGCCUUUAUUUGCCUUCUGUGAAGGCGCUCUCGAUAUUUGUACAAAUUUUGUAAAUAAUGUAAAUUUUAUAUAAAAAAAUAUACUGUUGAUUUUA